UACUUGAUCAGAUCUUCACCUCCUUAUCUAUCUCUCUCUCUCUCUCUCUCUUUAUAUAUAUAUAUACACACAUAUUCAUGCCCAUUAGCUCCUCGCAUGUCACCACCAUCAUCAUCAUCAUCACCACCCAUGGACUGGUUCUCCUGGCUAUCCAAGACUGCCCUGGAGCCUUCACUUGUCUACGAAUAUGGCCUUGCUUUGGCUCGCAACGAGCUCCAGCAGGAGGACAUAAACUACUUCAACCACGAAUUUCUUCAGAGCAUGGGAAUCUCCGUGGCCAAACACCGGCUAGAGAUUCUCAAGCUCGCCAGGAAGGAGGGAGGAGGGCCAGGAAACCUCUCCAGCCUCAUCCUGGCAAUCAACAAAACCAAGAAGUGCUUCAACAAGUACAUUGGCAAGUGGGUUUACCGCGACGACAUGUCGUUCAAGGCGGCCCCUCCACAGCCGUUGCCGAGAGGAGCGUUGCUGAGGCGGUACAAGAGCGAGGAGGGCAAGGAGGAGAGGCUGCCGGUGUUCAAGAAGAGGAGCAUAACUCUCUCAGGACCUCUUGAUGGGAGGGUGAGGGAGAAGGUUAUGGUGAAUACAAGGAGCUUGAAAUUGUCUGGGCCUCUGGAUGGGAAGCUGCAUGAAAGAUUAGCUGGGCCUAUGUACACAGCUAGAAGCCCACGAUUGUCAGGACCUCAGUAUACAUCAAGGAGCCCAAAGUUAGCUGGGCCCAUGGAUGGAUGGGCCCCAGAAAGAUUGAUGGUGACAACAACAAAGAGCCCAAGGCUGCAGGAGAGGUUGAUGGUGACAGGGAGGAUUCCAGGGACAGCAGGAUCUCUGGAGGGGGGGAAAGUUGCAGCCCCUCCAGUGAUUUACAGCCAUUAUAGCCAGGAAAAGGAGGAUGUUGAUUAUGAUGAUCAUUCACUGUGGGCUACACUCUUUCAUGAUAUGAAACCCACUUGAAUUUUGUGUUUUUAUUUCAUCAGAGGAGGCAACAAAAUUUGUAUUGCUUUUGAGGCUUGUUUAUGUGAUAUAUUAUAUUAUAUAUGAUGUCUAUAGACUAUUAUAGUGCACCAAUAAUGGCAUUUUUAGGCCACAAGCAUCGACAAUAGUGGUUUAUUUGCGUGGA
Corylus avellana is the source of this 1114-nucleotide messenger RNA. Its product is annotated as sterile alpha motif (SAM) domain protein. The record is from RefSeq and is a predicted model, not a curated record. Gene Ontology annotation, molecular function: protein binding. NCBI's taxonomy places the organism in Eukaryota, Viridiplantae, Streptophyta, Magnoliopsida, Fagales, Betulaceae.